Fraxinus pennsylvanica is the source of this 351-nucleotide messenger RNA. The record is from the annotation of a GenBank genome assembly. NCBI's taxonomy places the organism in Eukaryota, Viridiplantae, Streptophyta, Magnoliopsida, Lamiales, Oleaceae.
AUGGAUGACAGGUCACUGUUCACGAUGCUCUCAAUGGUGAAGGGGAUAGGUUCCUGGUCAGUCCACAUGUUCGUGAUAUUUUCACUGCAUCGGCCGGAUGUGUUGCCUGUGAGUGAUUUAGGGGUUAGGAAAGGUGUGCAGUUGUUGUACAGUUUGGAGGAUUUGCCUAGGCCUUCACAGACGGAGCAAUUGUUUUCAAUACAAGAGUGGGAUGACAAAGAAGAAGGCAAGGAAGUGACUCAGCAAUGGGAAGAUGAUUGGGAUGAUGACGAUGUCAAUGAUGAUUUCUCCCUGCAGCUUAGGAGAGAACUUGAGAGCAGCACCGAGAAGAACGAAGCCAAGUCUACAUGA